GGAUCGGUGCGUCCGCUCUAUGUGUUGUCAUCGACGCGUCGUGUGCGUGACGUGCUAGGACUACUGCAGAUGAUUCAAAAACAUACAUUUACAGAUGCUUAGAAGCUGAAUAAAUAGAAGGAUGAAAGUGCUUGAGAUCCUUCGACAAGCAACUUCCUGUGCUGAAGAAGUUAAUGCCCUGGAUCAACUGAAGAAAACCUUAAGUCCAAAAGAUGAUGUAUUUGGGGAAGAUGACAUUGAACACCAGUGGCUGUCUUUAGCUGCUCACAGUUUGGGGGAUGAUGAUCCAUUGAAUCCCUUUCCUGCAUGUACCCCUGAUGGAGUGCUGUCCUGUCAGUCUGAUCUAGAAAGAUUUACAUGCUAUCUGUUUGAGAGACGAUUCAGCUGGUCUGAAGCAAAGAAGGGUAAUUUAGGCCCGCUGCUUGGUACAAUUUCCACAGAAAGAGAUGCUGUUCUUAAAAGUAAACUGAACAACUUACUGGAUGAAUUUUUGAGAUGGUACAUGCACCAAGAUAUCUCUCAACCUCUGUUGGAGAGUCUGAAAGUUACAGUUACUCAUGCCUGUGAUAUGCCAGUUGUCCGCAACCAGACUAUGAUCCAUAUAAUGGAGUGGCUACAGUUGCAUGCAACUCACCCAAGCUUCCACAAACACUUUGUUGAUGUUCAAACCUUAGUGUUGUUUGGAGUAUGUGAUGUAUGGUCUGCUGUUCGGAACACCUGUGUGACACGCCUUGGACGUAUUGCAAGUAAUAUAACACUACAAGAAAUGGAAAGUCUGUUCUCUGAGCUUGCUAAGAUCUGCCUGAAUCAAGGUAGCACAUGGCAGUGUGUAGAGGGUGCUCUAAUGGCCAUCAGUAUGCUACUCAAGUGUUUUCAAUGGAUUGGUGUAUUGCCUGCCAGCACUUUGGAAGAGAAGAGCACUGGCAAAAGCCAGUACUAUCUGAAGAUUGGUGAGCAAGAAUUGAGUCAGUUACCAGAGUUUAUAUGCAGUUGCAUUUCUUCUGUCGUGUAUCCACUCCUGGCUCAUCCACAAGUCAGUGUCAGAGAUCAUGCCACUAAAGCAUUUUCUACCUAUCUGUCACGUUGUGAUUUUAAGGUUGCAGUGGAAUCACUAAAGGAAGCUGUUUCAAAGCUUGGACAGGAUGAGAAGAUGGAAAGAUUGAAAGCCUUGUCAUUUGGUGACUGCAUUUCCUUACCGCAUUAUGCUGUUCUGCAACCAAACUACAACUUUAUGGCAGCUUGUCAGGCUGAGGGCUUGCUGAGUGUAUGUCUUUAUCUAAUCAAGCAUGUGCAGUCAGGAGUGCUUCUACUGAAUUGGCCCAAAUACUUCUCUACCUUCAGCCUGAAUCUCAUGCACCCAGCAUCUACAGUUAGACAAGCUGCCAGUGUCAUAUUCAAGUAUAUUGUUGCAAAAGAAAGCGACAACUCGGGGCUUCUCAAGCUCGUGCUGCAAGCUCUUUGUGCUAACUGGAGCAUUGACAUCACAGAUUUGAUGGAAUGUAGCACCAAGCAAUACCAUAGUACAGUGAAGCAUGAAGUUAAGAGUAAUGGACAAAUCUCAAGACAGGGAACUUUUAGAAGACAGUUUUCUGUAGAGCUAGAGAAGCAACAAAGUAUUUUGACACUCCAUAAGAUACAAGGAGUUACUUUUCAGGACAAGCAGUUCUGUCAAGCUUGGGAAUGGAGAGAAGGUCGCUUGUUUGCCUAUGAGCUGAUUGUGAAGUUCCUGAUCAUCAACCACAUCCAUUAUCUGUUCCCUUCCUAUGCUCUACUGUCACCUAAAUUUGAUGGGAGUGUGUCAGCAGACAAUGCAGUCACACUUAGUCGAAAGCCUGCAUUACCAGAACGUUCUGUGUGCAGCAAGAGCUUUAGUCAUGGCAGUGCCAGUCAGAACCAGAGUCUCACAAGAAGUGUAAGUGAGAGAAGAAAACAAAUGCUGCAAAGGACUAGUAUUUUGUGGAAAAAAGGUCCAUCUCGUCCAAGAUCAAGUACAUUAGCAGAGGGAACAUUCUUCAAGAAGCAGUUCACUAAACACUACUCGUACUUCACCAACCAAUCCAAACCAAAGCAUAAAGAGAAAAGUUCUGUAAACUUUGCAACUUCAUUGCUCUGCAAAGCUAGAGAUGUGGAUGCUAUUUUGAAAAUUACGCAGAGCCCUGACCAAUCGCCAAAGAUGUCAAUACCUUUUCCUGUAGUAUCACAAGGUCAUGAGAGAACCAAACAGCCACCAGAUGUUAUGAUGCUUCUGAAUUCAGCUCUUGCAGUCUCAAAGGUAUUAGGAAAUCAAGAUACAUCUGAACUAGAUUGGCUACAAAAUGUUGAGCUACAACCAUUGUCUUCAUUACUUCGACAAAUGCUGCUACAAACAAUAAGUUGUCAUGCAGAUGGAAGAUGGGAGGUCCGAAGAAUGGCCCAACAGGCUCUACCUUUGAUCACUGAAUGUGUACGCUGGUAUGAUAUGGCUGUUUUGACAUCACUAUGGAAUGACUACCUGCAACCAACAGCAUCCCUAAUGAGCUAUGGUUUAGCAUUGACUAUGGCUGUCUCUGUUCAGCAUGUUGUACGCUUAGUUCACUUGAAAGAUGAUCCCCCUGUAUCAUGGAAGGAUCCAGAUGUAUGCCGAGGAAUAACAUUGCCAAUCAUAACGGCAGUCGCAGAAGGCCUUCCUAAAUGGUGUGGCAUCAUUCUCUCUUUGCUUGAACGUACAUCAGUAGAUCAACUUACAGUGGUUACCUUGGAAAUCAUCAUGACAACGCAAGCUUAUUUACCUGACUUACUCCCUCAGCAAUACGAAUAUGAAGUAGCAGUUCUGAAGAAGAUUCUACACGUGUUCUGUCAUGCACACCCACUGCAUCCUCUAAGCCAGCUACAUUCAUUACAAAGCAGUUCCAGGAUAUUUGAAUCACCUAUUGAGGGAUACCUGAGCUGCUUGUCUAAAGCAGACUGUUUAGAAUGCCCAGCUUACCAAGUGGAGCGAUACAUGCUGACAGAGUUACAUCAGUUGAUACCUACCUUUCUUCAGAGUUGCUGUGUGCAGGGAGCAUGCAGUUUGUUGCCAGUCCUGCUGCACAUGCUGAGACACUAUUCCCAGGAUUCUCAGAUCACAAAAUGUCUAUUAGAUGGAUGUGUGAUUAUUGGGAAAAAGAUUUACCGAUGGAUGCAGCAAUCUAAGGAUCAUGAGGAGAAGGAGUUAAUCCAUAAUGUACAAGCUGCUGUAGAAGAGAUAACAACUUUGGUUGCAGACAAGGAAUCUGAGAUGGCAACUCUAAAACUGCUUUUGGAUGUGUUCCUCUUAAUCUCUGAUCUUGUUCAAACUGAAAAGCUGACUGUGAUGUUGUCUGCGCUGUCGUCAAGAUUGGAGCAAUCAGGCAGUGUGGACAUGAGUAAUACAACCCAUAAGAACAGUGAGAAAGAGGAUACAACUAAUCUGGUUUACUUGUCUAAUAACAUUUCUGCUGACCAAAACAACAAUGGAGAUAGCUCAGAUGAUGAUGAAGAAGACAAAAAGCAUGGUGCUAGUCAAGCUGCAGAGUCUUUAUCACUGAGUGUGAGUAGUGGGAGUGGUCAGAUGGCAUGGCCAACACAUGUAGGCAGUCCGGAGGAUCAACAUGGCAGCAAUGAUGGGUCUGACUCUGACUGGGACAGUUGGGAUGAUGAGCAAGAGGAUCAAGCGUCUUUGUAUUCAAUGGUGUCACAGUUCUUUCAAAAGCUGCAGGAGGCACACAAGAGCUCACUACACAAUACAUGUGGACAAUCAGCUCUUGUCUUGGCCAUAUGUCAACUUGAUGAGAAAGACCAAACAGUUCUCAAGAAACUGUUGAUUAAUGAAUAAUGUGUUGAUUUCAGUCUAAUGGGUCGCAUAAAUAAAAACGAUCAAAUGCUAGGAAGUUUAAAGCAAUAAGUAAAAGCAUUUACUUAGGAUGAAGCAAGAACGAAAAGCAAAUGCUGGAAUCCGUAUAAAUUAAAGUUUCCUAUGUUAAGAAUUCACUAGACAACUUGCCAGCAAAUGCUUCUUACUGUAAGAUCGAUUGCAUGGAUGAUCUGUUAUUGACAGUUGUGUCCAAACUGGCACA
This is a messenger RNA of Patiria miniata (bat star), 4073 nucleotides long. RefSeq lists its product as uncharacterized. The record is from RefSeq and is a predicted model, not a curated record. Lineage: Eukaryota; Metazoa; Echinodermata; Asteroidea; Valvatida; Asterinidae. The transcript has 27 exons. The coding region runs from base 122 to 3832 and encodes 1236 amino acids.